AUGCUACGGCACAAUCAGGUAUUGAACGGCCUCUCGCUUUCCGUGUCGGAAGGGGAGAUAUUCGGGGUGCUCGGAGCAAACGGCUCCGGCAAGACGACUCUCAUGAGGGUGAUGGUCGGCCUGCUCCGUAGCGACGGCGGGACAAUCACCAUUCACGGCGAGUCCCCAUCGCCCCGCCAGGCGGCAAUGGUCGGCUACAUGCCCCAGGUCAGCGCACUCUAUCUGGAGCUGUCGGUCGAACGACUGAUGUCGACCGACAGAGUACUCGCCAUCACCGAGCGGAUCAUCCGUCAGAUACUGCGCGACAGACGCUCCAUCGGGCUGCUCAUAGUGGGCCCGCUCAUAGUCAUGUCGCUCGUUGGCUUCAGCCUGUACGAGCAGCGCGCCGUGCUCGACCGUGUCGCCCCCGGCCUGCUCGCGGUAUUCGUGAUGUUCUUCACCUUUAUCCUGACCGGCGUCGGAUUCCUGCGGGAGCGCGCGCAGGGAACGCUCGAACGCCUCCAGACCACGCUCGUGGGCAGCUUCGACAUCAUGCUCGGCUACAUGAUCGGCUUCCUCAUCUUCGCCAUCGUGCAGACUGCCAUCGGAGCGAUACUCUUCCUGGUGGUCACCGUCGCCGUCAGCCUGGGCAUAUUCAUAUCCAGCUUUGCCAACAACGAGUUCCAGGUUAUCCAGUUCAUCCCGAUCGUCCUCGCGCCGCAGAUAUUCCUGUCCGGGGUCAUAAUCCCCGUCGAGCAGAUGCCCACGCUCUUCGAGUGGAUCUCGGUCGUGCUUCCCCUCACGUACGCCGUCGAUGCCCUGCGCGAGAUCAUGCUGCGCGGCACCGACCUGACGGCGCCUGGGUCCACCUGCCGCACUCGCGUACUCGUAGCGCUCCUGGCCGCCGCACGUAGCCACACGAGGCGCGUAGGGUCCCGACGCGAGAUCGCGAACUAG
This is a messenger RNA of Geodia barretti, 936 nucleotides long. NCBI's taxonomy places the organism in Eukaryota, Metazoa, Porifera, Demospongiae, Tetractinellida, Geodiidae. The record is from the annotation of a GenBank genome assembly.